Molecule: messenger RNA, 1976 nt
Organism: Portunus trituberculatus (swimming crab)
Lineage: Eukaryota; Metazoa; Arthropoda; Malacostraca; Decapoda; Portunidae
Product: rho GTPase-activating protein 17-like
Exons: 3
Coding region: 70-1368 (432 amino acids)
Source: RefSeq, a predicted model, not a curated record
GGAAGGUAUAAGAGACACGCAACGAUCCACUCCCCUUCACUCCUUCCGCCCCAGACAUCACCACGAGACAUGUUACUGCAUAGGGUAUUGGUGGUGGCUGUGGUGGUUGCGGCGGUGGCAGCGCAGCCUCAGCGGGGGCGGCAGACGCCCUUCUCCAUGGGCAUGAGGCUGCUGGAGAACCUCCGCCACGGCAUGACCUCCACGCUGCAGAACAUCUUUGGCGGCGGGCCGCCUCGCGGCAAGGAGGUACCCCCCGCCCACCAGAAGGCUCCCAACCUGGAUCCCGGCCCACCAAUCGUGGAGAAACCUCAGUCACGCCCUCAGCACCAGAUCCACUCCCCGCCCCCACACCAUCAAGAGUUCCACUCCUUGCCUCCCUCCCACUCAUCUUCCCACUCUUCCUCCCACUCUUCUUCACACUCUUCCUCUCACUCUCCCUCCCAUCCACCUCCCCGUCCACCUCCGCCCACGUCACACUUCUCCCGUCCGGCGGCUCCACACUCUCCCCCAGAACCUCCAAAGUCCUCCUUCUCCUCUCCCGGUUCCCAAGGGGGGCAAACCUCUUUCUUCAAAGUAGUGCAUGAUCACGGGAGCCCUGCGCCCCCACCAAGCAACCACGGCUUUUCCGGCGAGAGUUUUCACCCAGACUCCUUCUUAUCGGGACGGCCGCCAUUCCAGGGCACAGUGGAGGAAGACCACCUGGUGAGCGUGGUGCAUGACGCGCCGCAGCCCCUGCCGCUCCAGAACAACGACCUGCAGCAGGACUCCUUCCCACCACACAAGACUGCCACCUCCUUCGCCUCCUUCGGGAACACCGCGAGUUUUAAACUGGGCAGCCUGAAGAGGGAGGAGCCUGACGGUCAUCACCCUCCCCGCCCUCGCUCCAUCCUGCACAACCCGCCCCCACAGGAUGAGGCUCCCCACCACAGCCUGCGGCAGGACACCCAGCGGUCCAUUGACCAUCCCAUGGUGAUCCUACUGUCCAACUCCCGCCUGUCCACAUCGCAGCCCGCCACCCAGGGCUCCCCACCAGACACGCACGCAGCCUCCCUGUCCUUCGAGAAGCAGCAGCAGUACCACCACGUUGCCAAGAAAGCCUCCGCCUCCAUUCAGGUCCAGGACUCCUCGGACUUCAGCACCGGCACUCGCGCCGCUCGCGACGCCGCACCACGUGGUCUCCCGCAGGGCAACGACGCCGAAAAUGCCAGCUACGAGUUUGGUUACGGCGUGCUGGACAACACCUCACGGAACCUGUUCUUCCACUCAGAACUGCAGGAGGACGGCCGCGUCCAGACUGUCACUUACGUGGACAAUGACCAAGGUUUCCAUCCCAACAUUACCUACGACUCAGCGCCCGCCGCCACCUAGUAGGACCUGUAGCCAGGCGCCGGCCCUGCGUGACGCCCGUGGCAGGCUGGGAGUGAGUGAGGGAGGGAGGGAUGGAAAUAUGUAGUUCCCAACACAUUCAGGGUGGAGAGGGAGGGAGGGAGGGAGGGAGGGAAGGUAUUAGUCCCUUGUAUAUUCAGGAUGAGGGAAGAGAAGAGAGGAAAUGAAUCCCCCACACUGUCAGCGUGAGAGAAGCGUGAGUGGUGAGUAGUGAUGAGUGUCUUGUUGGUGAGCGAGAGUGUGGUGUGUGCAUGGUGUUGGCGUAUGUGAGUGCCAGAUUCAGUAUAAGGUAUGUAUGUAGAUAGAGUUAGUGUGAGACACACUCAGUAUUAGGUAACCUUAGCGUGACGGAUGGACCAGGAUAGACUCCCACCACACUCAGCAGACCAAUGACUUGUUCCUUUAUGGCUAUCAAAACAAAACAGACACUGAAAAAUACACAUUUUUGUUUUGAAUGGCAUUGCAGUGGAAUUUUUCUUAAUUGUUAUUGUUUUAUCAUAUCACGGUUUCAGUUCACCUCCUCGCCGGCGAAGGAGCGUCUCAUUAUUGUUGCUGUUAUUGUACGUCCACAAUUAAAAGAUAAAAUGAAA